This is a messenger RNA of Zootoca vivipara (common lizard), 1618 nucleotides long. It is a transcript of the gene PPDPFL, whose product is annotated as pancreatic progenitor cell differentiation and proliferation factor like. Gene Ontology annotation, biological process: multicellular organism development; cell differentiation. The record is from RefSeq and is a predicted model, not a curated record. Lineage: Eukaryota; Metazoa; Chordata; Lepidosauria; Squamata; Lacertidae.
GGAGGACAAGCCGGCAGCGCGCCAAGUGAGUUUGGUUGCGCGCGACGGCCCCCGCUCCCCACCCCCGCCGCCUGUCGGGUCAAAUUUCAGCUCUGGAGCCGAGUGCUACUCUAUAUAAAGCUUGUCGUGGAGGGAGGCGAGAGAGGAGGAAGCCAGGUGGGCAGUGAAAGCGAGCUUGCUUCUCAGACUGUGGCGAGGUCUGUCUUUCUCUGAAGGGAAAAAAAGAAGCGCAACCGCUGAUCUCUGGUGCCGGAGGAAAGCGCCGCGAAGAAAGCAAGCAACAGAACCAUUGCAAUGGCAGCUGUGCCUUCUGCUGGGUGCCUUCUGGCCAAGAACCAGUACUACAGAACACGACUGAAUUCUGACUCUAGUGUUUCUUCAAGCAGUUCAUCUUGCUGCUCUGAACCCACAAACUCCUUGGACCAGGAAAAAAUGCAUCAUGGGUUACCUGAAGUGUUUGAAAGAUGCUGGUGGAUAAAAAGCUUUUUCCACUGUGAGCCAAUGCCUCAGAAUGUAGGCAGGAAAACAUUGUCAGCCAGCAGUGCUAACAGCUGACUUGGACUCCUACAAUGAUGUUGCACCCACAGACUCACUUCUUGAAAGACUUGAGGUCUUCCAGGUGGCUGCAUUCAGCUGUGUGAAGAAAACAAACGGCUUGAAACUUCCAUUGCAGGAAAAAUGCAGAUUUCCAAGGAUUUCUCCAUAGUUUAUUCUUAAGGCAGCCAUUGAAGUUUCCACGUCUGCUGCAGAGUUUUUGAUACUGAACAGGUGUUCUACAUUUCGUAAUGACUCUUGCAUAUCAUUGGAAGAAUGCAAAUCCAAAGACUUGUUAGUCUGGAGUGUCUGCUAAUUAUCCAACCUUUCCUUUGCAAAAUUGAAAAGCUCUUGCAGACUGUCUCGGGCAAAAUGAUUCAAGGUUAUUUUGUCUUCAAGCACAUUCUGUCUUCUUAGCCUUAAGGGACUUGAUCCAGACAGUUGCAAUUAGUUCCUACUGGUUUCAAUGGGACUUAUGACAAAUUUGCCCCUUGGUCUUCAUUAGGACCUAAACUCAGCUAAUUUAAUCUCAGUCUGUCCCAAGGUUUAAAUUCAUAUUGUUAGCUCACUUCACACUUAAAUUAUGUUGAGACUAAAUUUGUUCGAAAAUGCCAAAUGUAGAUGUUAAGUUUUAGAAGAAAUCUAGUUAAAGCUUCAUUUAUGGAAGAUUUCAUCAAAUAAAUGAAUUGUAUUUGCCAAACCUAAACAUAUUGCAUGGGAGUAAGUCCCGCUUAUUUAAUUGGAACUCAGUUCAACACCAGUGUUACUAGAACAGGGGUUCCCAAACUAAGGCCCGGGGGCCGGAUGCGGCCCAAUCGCCUUCUAAAUCCGGCCCCCGGGCAGUCCAGGAAUCAGCAUGUUUUUACAUGAGUAGAAUGUGUCCUUUUAUUUAAAAUGCAUCUCUGGGUUAUUUGUGGGGCAUAGGAAUUCGUUCAUUUUUUUUUUCAAAAUAUAGUCCGGCCCCCCACAAGGUCUGAGAGACAGUGGACCAGCCCCCUGCUGAAAAAGUUUGCUGACCCCUGUACUAGAAUCUCUUAUUCCCACAUCAGCUAUGUAGAGUGCAAUUUACACCACAUCUAGAUGA